Manduca sexta (tobacco hornworm) is the source of this 1109-nucleotide messenger RNA. Its product is annotated as collagenase. NCBI's taxonomy places the organism in Eukaryota, Metazoa, Arthropoda, Insecta, Lepidoptera, Sphingidae. The transcript has 5 exons. Gene Ontology annotation, molecular function: serine-type endopeptidase activity. The record is from RefSeq and is a predicted model, not a curated record. Gene Ontology annotation, biological process: proteolysis. Bases 80 to 1003 code for a protein of 307 amino acids.
GCAAGCGUCCCGGCCGAAGGUUUCCUAAUCCUUGCGAUAAGAUACCUAAAUAACAACAAAUCAGUAUAUAAGCGAUGUUAUGGACACAAGAGUCCAACUCAACACUGUAAGCAACAUGAAUGUGACAGCAGUGGUAGUGUCAGUGGUGGUGGCGCUGGUGGCACACGCGUCGGGGGCGACGAUACCGCAGGUCGGCGAGCUCCUCGAAACCAAUUACCACGAGGUGGCCGGCAUUCCCGCCGCGGCACGCAUCAAGUGCGGUGAAGAGGCGCAGGACUUCGACGGGGCACGCAUCGUGGGCGGCUCGGCGGCCGGCGUCGGCGCAUACCCACAUCUGGGUGGGCUGGUGAUCACGCUGACGACGGGCGCUACAUCGGUGUGCGGCUCGUCGCUGCUGUCGACGACUCGCGCGGUCACGGCGGCGCACUGCUGGCGGGACUCUCGCAACCAGGCGCGCCAGUUCACGGUAGUGCUGGGGUCGACACGGCUGUUCUCGGGCGGCGUGCGCCACAACACCAACACCGUGGCGGUGCACUCAGGCUACAACGUGCACACGCUGCUAAACGACGUUGCUAUGAUUACACUGCCCUCCGUCUCCUACACCAACGCGAUCCAGCCCAUCAAUCUGCCGAGUGGCUCGCUUGCUAGCAGCAAUUUCGCAGGCACGUGGGCGCAGGCUGCCGGCUUCGGAAGAACCAGUGAUAAUGCGGGUAUUAGCAACAACCAAUUCCUGAGCCACGUGAGCCUGCAAGUGAUCACGAACGCCGUCUGCCAACAAACAUUUGGUAACACGGUGGCCGCGUCGACGCUGUGCACGAGCGGCGCCGGCGGGCGCAGCACGUGCAGCGGCGACUCCGGCGGCCCGCUGUCAAUCAACAGCGGCGGGCAGCGCGUACUGAUCGGAAUAGUGUCGUUCGGGUCGUCGCGCGGGUGCCAGCUGGGCCUACCUGCCGGGUUCGCGCGCGUCACAUCUUUCGCCUCAUGGAUACAGUCGCGACUGUAAAGCCCCUGUGUCACGACCACAGGCUACUACAUCAUAUAACAACUUCCCACUAGCGACCCACAAGUUCCUAUUAGCUGUAUUUACUUUUAAGCAAAUAUACUUACGA